This is a messenger RNA of Schizophyllum commune H4-8, 1010 nucleotides long. RefSeq lists its product as uncharacterized. The transcript has 2 exons. The record is from RefSeq and is a predicted model, not a curated record. Bases 383 to 592 code for a protein of 69 amino acids. NCBI's taxonomy places the organism in Eukaryota, Fungi, Basidiomycota, Agaricomycetes, Agaricales, Schizophyllaceae.
GGGCAGGAAAUAGCGCUCUCCAGACGUUCUCGCGCUUUCUGACCUCUUUACUCACGACGGACUGAAUGACUUCGAACGCAUAUUAGAGUAGCGCCCACCAGAGCAGACUAGCGCCCGCCUGUUUAUAGCACUCAGUAACCCACUGUCUACCGACUCGCUCAUCUUCCUAAACUCUUGCCCACACCAUUUAUCUUACCUCUUCCCCCAUCUUCCCUGUCCCAUCUAUCUUCCCUGUCCCAUCCCAUUAGAAUAUACACCCUUAGCCUCCGUGACAGUGACAGCGGGAGUAGAUCCCUCCUAUCGAUCAGCGAGGUCCCCAUUCGGACAAUAGAAGUACUCUUUUGGCGAGCGAAGCACUCUUUCAAACAAGCGAAGCACCUUCAUGGACAAGCGAGGCAUUUUGAAUAAGCGAAGCAUGUUAUCGGUCAGACGGAGGACAGGUUCGGACACGCCACCGCAUUUCCGCCGCCGCAAAUCAGCCCCUUCAUCGACGAAUGCGGACAAUCCAUCGACAAAUCCAGACAACCAAACGACGGAAAAGGCAGAAGCCAAGACGGGACAUCCACAAAGGACCACCUACAUGCGGUUGUGACUCCAAGGGGAUGCGUCCAUCGCGUGCUUCAGAGUUCAUCAUCCCAAAGUCACGGUUGCAUGCAAGUUGCAUGACGGCCUCGAGGACUGACGAAAGGCGCUUCGCGAGAUGGACUUCGCAGUAUCCCGGCUAUCUCCACGACAGAACACCGUCCAUCCAGAUUGCCUACUCCUUCUCCCCCUGAGCGCAGGCGUAGACAUCGAUAUCGGCUGGAGACCACAAGACAUUCAUAAGCGGCGACCUGCGCAGUCAAUUACCUCGCCUGGCCACGGUAGUCAAUCACCUCGCCAGCUCGAACAACCCUCGCCUUCACUCAACUCUAACAAGCUGACCUUCAGUCUUGUCAGCACCUCAUGAACGCCACGCUGGUCUCGUACAUGUACACAUUCAGAUACCGUACGUACAUGAAGGCUAGGUC